AUGCCCCCCCCUGUUUCAACCCGCCACCUUCUCUCCUCCAUAACUACCGCCACCGUGAACCACCGGCCACGAGACCGGAUCCGUUCGAACCGUCAGCCUUCCCCCAUCACUUCCCGACCAGCCUCAGUCGUCGCCGACCUCGGAGCUCGUCGGAAACUGGAGAAAAACCCGCCGGUUUCAAUCGAAUUUCCAAGCUUUCGUUCUCCUUCGUCCGGCUACCAAAUCGGACGAUCAAGGUCCAAGAACAAAAGUGGUUCCAAAUUGGGUGUUUUACCUAAGUUAGGAGUUUGGGCCGGCGGUUUGGAGUUUUUCCGGCCGCCGGAAAUUUCUCAAGCCACCCAAGCUGCCAGCGCGAUUCGACGGAUCGUGAAUCGGAGUCCCGGAUACUCCGAAAUCGCAAACCCUAGGAUUAAAGGCACUCGGGCACCAGUUGACCCGCAGGAGGGACCUUCCAAAGGUCCAGCAAGCUCGGACCAACCAUAUACAGAUGUUGCCUCCGGAUAUGAUGAUGUCCACGGACAUCCAGGUUGCCUUCGGAUUUUAUCAGUUGCCUUCAGUUUAGUCAGCAUGCUUGACAGCUGCCCCACGAGUUCUAUGGUACCCGGACUCGUGUGGAGCGAGGACGCGGAUCAGGUUGACCAAGGUCCCCUGAAUCCUGCGAGGUUGCAGCUCGGAUUGACUUUGUGUCACCGAGACCUGCGAGGACGUGUCACCAAUGGUGAUGCGAGGGGAAUUGACGGAUAA
Molecule: messenger RNA, 744 nt
Organism: Prunus armeniaca (apricot)
Lineage: Eukaryota; Viridiplantae; Streptophyta; Magnoliopsida; Rosales; Rosaceae
Source: the annotation of a GenBank genome assembly